AUGGCCACCGAUAGCCACGAGGGCCUCAUCCAGCCCAGGAAGGUGCCAAACCCAAUGCGGGAGUCCCGGACCCACCGGGAGAUGCACCGGGAGCUGCUCUUCAGCCACAGCAGGGGGAUCCUGCCUCGGCACAAGGCUGAGCUCCCGCGGGUGCUGGAGAGCCGGCGGUUGAGGCAGCUGAAGGAGGAGCUGCGGGGUCCUCCCUCUGACCUGGAGCAGCAGCUGAGGAAACGCCACCAGAGGCUUGAGGAGGUCUGUGCCGUCCCUCUGUCCCCUGUCCCCCUUGCCCCGUUGGAAAGGAAGUGCGAGAUGCUGUUUUUGAGCAGAACUCAGAUCAACAACCCAACCGCCGGGUGCAGCCAGCACCACCCCGGGCACCGGGGAGGGCACCCGGCCACCGCCAUGGCACCCGAGGAGCUCUCCGGCUCGGCCGACUACGAUUACCCACCGGUGACCAACGUGACGGGGAACCGGGAGGUCUUCUCCAGGUGGGAGGUCUUCUUCACCACCGUCUUCAUCCCCGUCUUCUAUUCCUUCAUUUUCCUCCUCGGCCUCGUGGGGAACCUCUUCGUCAUCGUGCUGAUGGCCAAGAAGAGGCGGGGCAAGAGGAUGGUGGACACCUUCGUGCUGAACUUGGCAGUGGCCGAUGUCAUCUUCGUCUGCACCUUGCCCUUCUGGGUGGUGGCGGGGGCGCGGGGCAACCGCUGGCCCCUCGGCGAAGGGCUCUGCAAGGUGAGCAGCUACGCCAUCGCCGUCAACCGCUGCUCCAGCAUCCUCUUCCUCACCGCCCUCAGCGUGGAGCGCUACCUGGUCAUCAGGAAGGUGCUGGACACCAAGACGACGGGUUCCCAGCAGCACGUCCGCGUCACCUGCGGCGUCAUCUGGGCAGCGUCCCUCCUUUUGGGCGCCCCGUCCCUGGUGUACCGGCGGCUGGACGGGGACGACUGCUGGGAUGAAGAUGGAGAGGACUUCAGCCUGGCCAUGGUCUUCCUCACCUUCCUCCUGCCCUUGGGGGUCAUCUCCUUCUGCUACUGCUCCAUCUACUGUCGCCUCCAGCGCCACGUCCGGCUGGGCAGGGGCAUCCGGCGGUCCCACCGCGCCAUCGUCACCAUCGUCGCAGCCUUCCUCUGCUCCUGGUUGCCCCUCAACGCCUGCAAGGUCCUGCUCUUCUUCCUCGCCAAGGGGACGCUGGUGCUGUCCCAGGGGCAGGAGGUGGCCCUGAGGUGGCUGGUGGCCGGCAGCACCUGCCUGGCCUUCGUUAACAGCUGCGUCAACCCCCUCGUCUACGCCCUCAUGGACGGACGCUGCCGUCCCCGAUGUCCUUUGGGUCCCCGCGCCCCGGGGGACGUGGCCGUCACCUCCUCCACCACCGACUCCAGUGUCCUCUUCGGCGGACGGAUGCGGACCAGUUCCCCCCCG
Messenger RNA from Charadrius vociferus (killdeer), 1419 nucleotides. RefSeq names its product G protein-coupled receptor 25 (gene GPR25). Gene Ontology annotation, biological process: G protein-coupled receptor signaling pathway; immune response. The transcript has 3 exons. NCBI's taxonomy places the organism in Eukaryota, Metazoa, Chordata, Aves, Charadriiformes, Charadriidae. The annotation marks the transcript as partial. The record is from RefSeq and is a predicted model, not a curated record. Gene Ontology annotation, cellular component: membrane. Gene Ontology annotation, molecular function: G protein-coupled receptor activity.